Molecule: messenger RNA, 1430 nt
Organism: Medicago truncatula (barrel medic)
Lineage: Eukaryota; Viridiplantae; Streptophyta; Magnoliopsida; Fabales; Fabaceae
Product: protein DOG1-like 4
Exons: 1
Coding region: 442-1260 (272 amino acids)
Biological process (GO): DNA-templated transcription
Molecular function (GO): sequence-specific DNA binding
Source: RefSeq, a predicted model, not a curated record
AGUAUAAAUGUAAGGUCUUGAUGUAAAUUUUGUGUCAAAAGAAUAUACCACUAUGACCAUAAUACAACUUGCUCUUGUUUGUUAUCAAUACUUUGGGGAAACAAGGUUAGUGGCACUGGCACAUGAUCCCCUGCACUAGACAGCUUUCUAGUUAGUUCUGCCAUUCAUUUUUUCAAGUUCACCAUAUCUCAACUUACUAUGAUUAUAUCAUACCCCACUUGUAAACAAUUUGAGCAAGUUGUCUUCACUCACGCACACACAUCCAAACCUCUUCAUUAACAACCAUAUAUUAGUAAUCAAAUAAAAAAUGUAUAGUAAUAUAAACCAACGGCACAAAACCUUAAACUGAAAACCGCUAUAAAUGUGUAGCACCUCACUUGCCUAUAAAAGCAUAGAGACGUUGCUUUUAGCAACAUUGAGCAAUAUUCUACAACACCAAAAAUGAUGUCUUUGCUUCCAAGUAAUGGCAAUGAUGCUGAAAGCUUCAACAAAUUUUUUGAGUGUUGGAUGGUUGAGCAAAACAAAUAUCUGAAUGAGCUUGUAGCAGCUAAAUCAGCUCAACCUCAGCUCACAAAUGACAGAAUGCAUACACUGAUUGAUAAGGUUGUUGAGCAUUAUGAGUGUUACUAUAAAACAAAGUCAAGUUUUGCAAAGAAAGAUGUUUUGUCCAUGUUUUCACCACCAUGGUUAAGUACUUUAGAAGAAGCUUUUCUUUGGAUUGGUGGUUGGAGACCAAGUAUGGCAUUUCAUUUACUAUAUUCAAAAUGCAGUAUGCAAUUUCAAGCAAGGUUGAAUGACCUUAUUCAAGGACAAAAGACAUGCGAUUUAGGAGAUCUCACCGCAUCUCAGCUCGCCGAGUUCGAUGAUUUGCAAAAGAAGACUAUUAGAGAAGAGAGGGAAAUCACUGAUAUGCUAGCCGAGCAUCAGGAAACAGUUGCCGAUGCUCCGAUGGUGGAGUUGUCUCAUGUGGUUUCUGAGAUGAUUAGAGGAGGAGAGAAUGAGAAGAAGGAAUUGGAAGAGAGAAUUGAAUCAGUUCUUGAACCUAAGGUGGAAGGUUUGGAAAAGAUUCUUUAUAGAGCUGAUGAUUUAAGGCUGAGAGCUUUGCAGGGCAUUGUCAAUAUUCUGACUCCAAAACAAGCUAUUCACUUCUUGAUUGCAGCUGCUGAGCUGCACUUGAGGCUACAUGAAUGGGGCAAGAAGAAGGAUGAUGCCAAAAAGGGUAAUCAAGGUAUUAGGGAGGGAGAAAUCCAUAAUUCAUGACAUAAGCUAUUAAUUGCAUUGAAUUCUUCAAUCAAAGGGAGUUUGGGUGAGGGUACCUUAUCUAGCACUACCUAGGAUUUUAUGUUUAUGUAAAUUUUCAUUAAGAUGAAGAAAAAUAAGGAAACAUAUAUUCUUCAUUUUGAUGUAGCAUUUGUUUUCUUUUAUUUCAA